GCCUCAUUGACCUCCACAGGGUUCCAUAGGUAGUUUAGAGGCGACACCAUCUAAACCUCACCUCGUCUCUUGUCUUGUUCCCGCCUCUUGUAUUUUACACUCUUCAUGACUGCGGCCCUUCUCGCUAAGUGACGGACUUCCGUCUUCGACCACUCCUUCACCCUCACCUCGCGACAAUUUAUUCAUCCUUUGCCUACCUCACCUGUGACCCCUCCAUUUGCGACAUCUCCCCGUCUCGACCGCUUCAUACAAUAUCUUUACCUGUCUAUAUACCGACCGUAUUUUGAACAUGACGGGUCCUGCCUCUCCGCAGGCCGAAGGCCCCACGUUUGCUCCUCCCCCGCUGCCCGCGGGUUGGAUUGCUCAAUGGGAUGGUACAAGCAAGAAAUAUUAUUAUGUCCAGCUAUCGACUGGUGUUUCGCAGUGGGAGGUUCCUACUGAACCAGCCAAAACGGGAAAUACUCCAGCUCCCCAAGGCGAACAUCCUUACGGCGCUCCCAAGCGUUCGGAACUCAUUACGCAUCCCGAUGGAUCGCAAACUGUGCGCCAUGCAGAUGGUACCAUGGAACCAAUUAUGCCGGACGGCACCAGAGGUGUAGAUGGUCCUUCUGGUGAACGGGGUCUCGGAGUAUGUCGUCUUGGCAUUUCUCGAUAGUGUUGAAUUAUGCUAACAGCCUGUCAGAGCAUGGCUAUGAACGCUUUGCUUGGCGGAAAGAACUCUGGUCAUGGUGGCAGCAGCAGCGGUGGCCACAGCUCUAGUCCAUUGGGCAAUCUUGGCGGUCUCGCAAACCAGUUCCUCGGCGGCAGCCAUGGUGGUAGUGGCGGCGGCAGUGGGGGAAACAAGCCCUCAGGCGCAGGAAAGCUCGUUGGGCAACUGGCGUCGAGCUUUAUGCACUCGGCUAGUCAGGAGAAGCCUCCUGCCCCCCAAAAUUACCACGGCAAUUCCAACCAGAGCUCAAGCCAUCAUCAGGGAGGCCUCGCUGGGCAGCUUAUGGGUGGUGUCGCAACUAUGUUUGGCGGUAAACACGGCAGCAGUGGACAGAAUUCCAACUUUGGCUAUAGUUCGGGGCAACAGCCCCAACAGCAGCAGGGUAGCGGUGGAACGUACUCGGGCGAGGCACCAACCUACAAUCCUACAGGCUCAGCUUCUUCGGCGGCUUCAGCGCCCCCCGUAGCCGGUGCGCAUUCCUAUGGCUCCCCAUCCCCGAACCAGCAUCAACAGCAUGGCUCGAACCAACAGUAUGGUGGUCAACACCAAGCUGGUCAGAAUCAGACAUACGGAUCGCAACAGCAGCCAGGCUCUCAUCAGCCUUUCAACUCGCAUCAGCAACAGCCCGGCGGAAACCUGCAGUAUGGCAGUCAGCAACACUCUGAGCCAGGCCAACAAUACAGCACGCAUCAGCAACAGCCCGGUCAGAAUGGCCCUUAUGGAAGUCAUCAGCAGCAGCCUGGCUCGAACCAGCAGUACGGAGGCAACUCUUCUUUUGGUGGGAGCCAUCAUGGUUCUUCAAACAACUCGUUCCCUCCUCCGCCAGGAGGUCCUCCCCAACAUGGACAAAAUGCACAACAGGGACAGCAAUACUUUCCUCCACCCCCUGGACAACAACCACAUGAGCCAUCUUCUGGUACAGGCUAUCCUGAUAUUCAAGCGCACGGCGGCCACUUUGGUGGCCCGCCUGAUCAACAUGCCCAGCAGUCACAGGGCUAUAGUGCACCGCCAACCUCAGGCAAUCAGAACUUUCCUCCUCCUCCACCUGGGGCGCCCCCCGGAGGAUACAACCCCUUUUAUAACGCAGGCCAGGGGAGCCAGCAGUCCUACGGUGGCCAGCCGCAAUUCAACAGUGGCGCUCCUCCUGUGCCUCAUGGUUCACACCCUCAGUAUGGAGGAGCUUACUGAGAGACUACAGUGAACCUGUAUGGAACAACCGCAGUAUUUAUGCUACUCUUUUGAGUUACCGACCACCUUCUCGUUUUGGUAUGGGAUCGCAAGAAUAUUCGAAGCCGAAGAAAUUUAUAGCUCUCCUGUCACAUCCGACACUUGGAUGCUUGAUAUGAAAGUGUUUUUCGAUGAAGAUGUGUGUUGAAAUGAGUAUAGAUAUCGAAGCUCUUGAGAGGGAUAGGAAGAGUGGCCUGAAGUUGGAGAAGUUACGAGCAAUAUGAUUAACGUACAUAGUAGAACGCAUUCCACCAAGCCCCUUUUUAGCAUCUAGAGUCCAGAGCCCGAUGGUGCCAACACCUCCGUUCAUCAAUUCUGUUUCUUGUUUGCGCCCUCGGUUGUGACUGCAAUUUCCUGUAACUUAGAGGCGAUAGAUCUGGACACAAACCAAGCCACCGCGCCGACAAGAACAAGAUAACCAGCUGCUGGGACUAGAGAACGGGGGACGAUACCAUAAUGAUAGGGGUCGAGGAUGAGAUCUACGUGUACAGGUGAAGGUUCCUUCAUAAGAGCCGCGUUAUUCGUAAAGUAGUCAGCUG
Fusarium verticillioides 7600 is the source of this 2475-nucleotide messenger RNA. RefSeq lists its product as hypothetical. Bases 665 to 1897 code for a protein of 410 amino acids. The transcript has 2 exons. The record is from RefSeq and is a predicted model, not a curated record. Gene Ontology annotation, molecular function: protein binding. NCBI's taxonomy places the organism in Eukaryota, Fungi, Ascomycota, Sordariomycetes, Hypocreales, Nectriaceae.